This is a messenger RNA of Lachancea nothofagi CBS 11611, 1017 nucleotides long. Lineage: Eukaryota; Fungi; Ascomycota; Saccharomycetes; Saccharomycetales; Saccharomycetaceae. The record is from the annotation of a GenBank genome assembly.
AUGAAGUUCACUGGUUUGGGCACUGCCCUUAUAUUGGCACUGGACUAUGUCACUGGUCAUAAGAAAGCCGAUACAAUAGAGGAAAAGUACAUGGGACCCGAUGCGGCUGCCAAGAUAGCCCGCAAAUUGGCUCUGCACGAAGGUUUGUUGCACGCAAACACCAUUGAUGAGAAGUCCGGGACACCAGUGUCAUUUGUCGAGUAUUUUGUAGGAUCAGACACCUGCAGGGGCGUCGAGACCUCCAGCAACGGGAACAUCAUUCUGCUGUUGCUCAACAUGAGCUCAACGUACCAAAACUGGAACGCCGAUUCGAAACUUUCCGUCUCGAUUGAAGCGCACCACGGUUUUGGGAAGCCUGCCAUGGCCUCGCCCAGAGCCAACUAUUUUGGCGAGUUGAAACCUCUUGAAAAGUCCAAGGCCCUUGAGCAUUGCUUCCUGAAACGGCAUCCGGAUGCCCGCUGGUGGAUUCCAGACGGUGAACACGAUAAGGUUCACGACGCCAAGUGGUUUGAGCUCGACGUCAGUGAGGUCUACUUUAUUGGCGGAUUUGGCGAUAGAGCCUAUAUCGGUACAGUUAGCGGCGAGGAUUACCACGGCGCUUUCAAUCACUCAAGGCCGGGCCACCAUGGUGUCAAGAUGCACGAGCUUGAUCAAGAAACUGGCUCAAAUGCUGAACUUGACUCCAGACCACACAGGGAAGAUGGCCCAAGUGCUGAACUUAACCCCAGACCACAUGGAGAAGACGACCACGACGACCACGACGACCACGACGAGAGAAGAGCUCGCAAGAUUCUGGCUCCUAGCAAGCACGAAGAUUUUGGACAUCUAGAGGACCAUGAGGAAUCUUUUUUCGAACAUGAUCGCGAAUCUAAACCCAUCCAUGGCGCUUCCAACUCCGAAGAUGAAUCAGAUGAGAGAAAGAGUAGCCCCGAAAACAAAAAGGAGGCUAACAAAGGACAGCGCGGCCGCAAAGGUGGGUGCCACGGUUCGAUGCGCGGCGGCAGACAACACCAAUGA